Messenger RNA from Sporothrix brasiliensis 5110, 2037 nucleotides. RefSeq lists its product as uncharacterized. The record is from RefSeq and is a predicted model, not a curated record. The coding region runs from base 1 to 2037 and encodes 678 amino acids. Lineage: Eukaryota; Fungi; Ascomycota; Sordariomycetes; Ophiostomatales; Ophiostomataceae. The transcript has a single exon.
AUGGCUGACCAGCCGUCCGAGACGGACGCCGACGAUGUCGAAUAUGCCAUCGACGGCACAGAGCACUCGCGCGACGGCUACGGCAACCUCGUCACCGUCGAAGAGCAGCGCGAGAUGCUGGAAGAAGAAGAAAGGCUGCACCGAGCGAUGAAGGACAUGCGGGCCCAGCGUGAGGCCAGCGUCCGCGCGGCCUUUCCCGUGGCCUUUUCCAUCCCGCAAGCCGUCUACACAGCGGCUUCCGAGAACCCGCAGCAGCUGUCCGACGCCGACCGCGCGCGCAUUCUCGCGCGCGGCGACGUGCACGCGCGCGCCCUUGUUAGCCCGCGCGACUUGACGCAGGCCGAGCGCUACCGCAUCCUCGGCUGGCCGGCCCCGGACGUCGUCGAGCAGCGCAUCCGCGCGGCCACGAGGCCCACGGGCACGGAGCUGAGCACGCCGGCCGAGCUGUUCGCCAAGGCCGAGCGCCAGGGCACAGACACGCUGACGCCGAUCGAGCGGCAUCUGCUGGGCCAAGGAUUCCGCGUCGAAGGGUCCGCGUUUGAGGACGACGACUUUAGCGACGAGGAGCAGGAACGGGCGAACAAGAAGGCCAAAAACGUAGCCUCCACGCUGUUCAGCCAGUUCGGGAUACCGGGCAACCAGGAGGCAUACGCGGCCGCCGGCAAGGAGGAGGGUGUCAAUUUGCAGAUUGUGGCCGCGGCGCUGAUGCAGAGCAUAAACGCACACAGUCGCAAGCACGCUGCGAAGUUCGGGCAGCCCAUCCCGGCCCUCUGGAAAGCACCAGGGCCGUCGGCACGCUACCCACUGGGCCAGCCACCGGACCAGCCAGCAGAGGCGUCAACGGGACAGCCUGCCGAGGAGCCUGCCGAGAAGCCUGCCAGGAAACCUGCCGAGGAGCAAGAGGACGAGUCUGCCCGGGUGCCGGAGCCUGCCAGGCUGCCCGCUGAGUUCCUUGUUGGUCCCGGUACACCCUUCUUCCGGCGUCAGCUCGAAUCCAGCUCCGCCGCCACACAAGCUGGAUUCGGCCUGCCUGGCCAGCCUCCUUUUCAACCACCGCAAUGGCCCGGCUUUGGUUCUGGUUUGCCCGGUAGUCAUGGUCUCACUGGCGCGCCUGGUGGUCUUGGCCUGCCUGGUGCGCCCGGUGGUCUCGGUCUUCCUGGAGCGCCUGGCGCAUCAACGACAUCAAGUCCAGGUGUACAAGAGGGACAGGCGGCGUCCGAUGGCCCCGGGCCAGCUGAGGCCGCAGGUAUUCUUGAAGAAAUUACCAAGGCUCUCCUGUACAUCCACGGCGCGCGCCGGGCAAAGCACAUGGGCCGCGACGAAUUUGAUGACCGCUUCAACAGCAUCGUGGCAUCGAUACACGGGCUCGCGGACCGGUUCAACGCGGCGGCGCCGCCCGCCCCGCCGCAUCCAUUCGUUCGGGGUCUACCGCGCAGCCAAAUUACCCUUCCUCCGCCGCGUCGUGUUUUGGGACCGAACCCGUUUGGGCUGCGCCUGUCGCACGACGGCAACAGCGUCAGCUCUGCCGACCGCAACGUCACGCGCGACAACGAACCGCCACGCUGGAGCACGCAGGUCGCGCCGCGGACGAUUUGGAGCGCCACCAUCCCGCAUCGGAUGAUGGAGCCCAGCCGGCGCGGUAUGGCCAUCGAUGAAUUCAUAACGUCCAUCCAGACAUGGACGGACAAGGAGGAGGCGGCCUGGCGCAACUACCGCGCGGCACGAGCCGCCGCCCGCGGCGUCGGCCAGGAGGCGGAGCCGGAGCUGGAGCCGGAGGCGCAGCCACCGCUCUUUUUCCAUACGCCGCCGGGGUGGCCGAUGUCGUCGAGCAGCGAGAAACCUCCGUUCAUCGUCUACUACGAGUCGGUCCAGGACACCGACGCCGCCAAGGCAUGGCCAAGUGGUGCGAUCCAGUACGCAAAGCACAAGUGGGACGCCAUGACGGACGACGAGAAGGCCGUAUACGCAACACUGUGCGAGGACCAACGGCGGCAAGCCUGGAUCGAAACGUUUCGAUUCCCUCGGCUGUUACGAUAG